Symbiodinium sp. CCMP2592 is the source of this 1896-nucleotide messenger RNA. NCBI's taxonomy places the organism in Eukaryota, Dinophyceae, Suessiales, Symbiodiniaceae. The record is from the annotation of a GenBank genome assembly.
AUGGCAGACAUAGUACCGCUGGAGGCGGUUCUCCGAGAUGCGGACCCUUCUGGUCUCCUGCAAGAGACCGACAUACAGACGCUGGCGUCGGCUGUCCGUCGGGCAAUGGACUCCUGGACGCUGACUUUCCCCGGCCGCACUUGCCUUGCCUGCGGCAAACGGAUAGGAGCUGUCGCGGCAAAGAGCCAGCGUGCUCUGGUGCUGGACGUGGAUGGCCUUCAUGACGCACAGCAUAUACCCUCCAGGUGCCGGCACAAGAGCUGCCCGAGGAAAGGCUGCUACGUCUGGCACAACUUCACAGUAAUUGACAAGACUCGUCGUGACUGGACUCUCAUCAACAAGCAAUCUUUGCCUUCCAUCAUCAUGACUUCGCAAAAGUUUGGCAUCACCAGGCGAUGGUAUGUGCAGUACUCUCGUCGCUUGGCCGUCCACUUUUCUUCCUUCUGGGGGGAGGCGAAGAUUCAUUGGACGGAGCGCUGGGGCAGAAAGCUGUCUUUCAACCGGCUAAAGCUCCGAUUGCAGGACGCUUGGUUCAAGACACGUAUGCUGGUCCGGAUCAUGCAGCUGCCCACAAAGCCUUCCGGAUGUUGGGUAGUGUCUGAUGAUUUGGAGAAGUCGGUGGAGCGUCUCAGAGGCGUGUAUGACGACUUCAUGCAGCGCCGUCGCCAAGAGCAGGCAAGGGGCGCAGGAGACAUCACCGGCAUUGUUUUAGAUGGGCACAUUAAAGCCGGUCGCCGCAGGCGCUGCGGCGUGCCUCUCAUCCACGGGGUAUGGUGCGAGCCUCUGCAGGCAUGGUGCCUCACAAACUGUCCCAAAACGCCAGGCCGAAAAUCGCGGUUGUGCAAAGACCAUGCUGCCCUGGCCUCUGCAGCUGCAAGCAACCCUCUCUCUGAUCGGGUCCUCGAUGUGCAGCGUAGACAGCCGCUCUCGAAGCAGCGGCAUGACUUGCUGACGGUGCGAACUUGCAGCGCCGACUCUGCCCGCACUGAAACUUUGAAGCUCAGAGACUGCAGUCGGCCGUGGGUUGAUGCUAUUCAGCAAUUUCUUUGCAAAUGCUCUGCUGCGGGACAGGCCCGAGCUGUACAGGUGGCAGGUGAGUCGGGUGCGCAAGAACAAGAGGAGUGGCAGGGCACGAUUUUCGACGACGACAUGACUCUUCAAGAGUUGAAGGACUUGACCUGCCGCACUCACAAGCACGGGAGCAAUCCCUGUCCAGCGCAAAGGCUUCGGCCCAGCAAAAAUGGAGGCUUGUUGGUUGCCUGCCAUUCCAAUGGCCUCAUCCUGGACCUUGUUGAAUUCCACGGAGCUGAAUCAUUGCCGCAACGCUACUGCUUCCUGGCUCGGCUUAAGAAGGCAUUUCCUGCUUUGCGGGUCGUGGUGCAUGACGACGCAUGCCACCUCCGCCAGUUCGCUGGAAAUCGAGCGUCUUGGGGGUCCCUUGAAGCCAGCCUGGCCUACCCGCAGAUGCAGUAUGUCGUGGAUAAAUUCCACGCUCGUGGGCACGUGGACCCAUGGUGCAAGCAGAAUUGUCACCCCGAGGCAGCGGGCAACAAGGAGCUGAUUCAGCAAAUCAACACUUCGGUGUGUGAGAUCACUUUUGCUUGGCUUUCCCGCUUCAAGCAGAUGACUCGAAAAAUGAACCGGUGGACCUACUGGUUUUUCGUGCAGGAGGUCGUGGAUGAGCGCAACUGCCAGAUGCUAAACACCGGUGCAGCUCACAAUGCAGCACUCAGCUUCACUGCUCCACCGGCCGAGGCUUCCUUCAUCUCUGCAUCGCAGCCUUCUGGCAUAGCUGGAGAUGCGCAUAGUGGAAGUGAAAGCAGCUCUAGCUCCUCUUCCUCGUCGAGUAGCGACGAUGACGACGAUGAUGCGGACAGCGCCAGCGACUCGCCGUAA